GGUUUUAAACUAAAGAGGAGUUGGCAACACCGUUACUGCAAUUUAUAAUAUCAUAGUAAUAUGUCUUUGUAAGUUUGUAAAAACUUUAAAUUUUUUAAUUAAAGUUGGUUUCUGCUUUACAAAUCGUGAAAACAAUUGAGCAAUACUUUUUUCAUACAUGUCUUUAAAUAAUUCUUUAUUAGUUAAGUGCUGACUGCUGAAAUGUCUUUUGCCUUUGGAACGCCAUCCAGCGCCCCGGCUUCGACAGGGCUCACUGGCUUCAGUUUUGGCGCUAAUAAGCCAGCAACACCAGGUUUCGGCUUGACUGCUACAUCCCAGCCCUCAACAGGUCUCUUUGGUACACCCGCAACUUCAGCCCCUGCGUUUGGUGCCGGCACCUCUACAUUUGGGACCACACCUGCAUUUGGGGCUGCAUCAACCGCUCCUGCCUUCGGUACAGCUACACCAGCAUUUGGGACAACUCCAGCCUUCGGUACAACCCCAGCAUUCGGGGCCACCACAGCAACACCAGCGUUUGGUGCUAACACAGGCUUUGGUGCCAACACAAGUUUCGGUGCUAACACAAGUUUUGGUGCUGCCAGUACUGCACCUGCAUUCGGUGCCACCACAUCCUUGUCAUUUGGUGCUACCACUGCUGCGCCUGCUUUUGGCACUACUACACCUGCUUUUGGUACAACUGCCCCAGCCUUUGGUACCGGAAACACAUCAUUUGGCGCAGGUCUUGGAACUGGUGGUCUAAAUUUUGGGACAAGUACCACAUCUUCUACAGGUUUAUCCUUUGGUACCACCACAACAACAAGUGCUGGUCUUGGAGGUCUGGGCGGCUUUGGCUUUGGUGCCACCACUACCAGUACUCAGUCUGGCCUGGGGUUGUUUGGAGCCACCUCUUCCACUACUACCUCUAGUGCUGCACCAAGUUUGGGGCUCGGUGGAGUGGCACAGCCGGGAACUACUAACACCACCAAUGCUGAUGGCAAAAGUGAACCACCAAAGCAAACCAAACUGCCAAAUGAAAUAUCAACAACAGUGGAGUCCUUCAAGGAAUUUGUUAAGAAGCAAAAGUCACUCAGUUCUGAUGUGAUGAGAGUCAAUAUCAAACCACUACAUAAGGUGGGUCGUGAAGCAGAUGCGAUGCUGCGCGCGAUACUGGCGCUGCGCGGCGAGUGCAGUCGCUCCCGCGCGCAGUCGUUCCGCCUGCGCGCCGCCGCCGCCGCCGCUCUGGCCGCCGCCGAAACCGCCGCUAGAGACUCGCCAGGUGCAGACCCAGAAGGCCUGUCCCCGCCGCCCUACAUCAAGGAGCUGAUCGCGGAGUUGGAGCAGCAACUGAUCACGUUCCGGAGGCAGAUGGACGUCGCCGACAAGCAGAUGCAGUCGUCGCCCAAGCUGCUCACUGAACAAGAGCUCACCCUGGGCAUCCGGCGCAUGCACGAGUCUCUGGUGGCGCUGGCGGCGCGCCUGCAGGCCGUGCACACGCAGGUGGAGGCGCAGAAGGAGCAGUACCUUAACCUUCGCAAGUACAUCCUCAAGGACCCCAGCAAUGUGUUCGACACGCCACACACGACUACAAGCCUGGACCAAAUACUACGAGACGCGGAAGGUACGAGGAAAAAUACCAAAUCGGGAAACAUCACCGACAUAGGAGUAAGCAGUGCAGUACUCUCCGACCCAAGAGCUGCGUUAGGUAAUAUACAGCAGUUGGCCGGGCCGACACCGUUUACGUACUUGGGCAGCACUCUGUCUACAUUCCCCGCAGCGAAUAAUACAGGAUCGAAUUGGCAACCUCAACCGCAGCCACCUCUGAGCACAUCACUGAACAUGCCAACCUUCGGCACCGCCCAGAACGAGUCCAGCUUCCAGCUUCAGAAGCCGCCCGGCAAGCGGGGGAAGCAAUGAUAUUGGAGAUAAGGUACACGAAAGUAGACCUUAAACUCGUGGACACUGUGAACAAUUUCGUGUGUGAAUGUGAUCGUACGAAAGAGUUCUAAUUUAUAUGGAAUUGUUGAAUAAUUUCGCACAUUGAAAACAAAGAUGCCGCUUGCCAAAAAUUGGCAGUUUUUAAUUAGAACUAUACACGGUGAAAAUUUAGUGGUUCGAGAGCCGUGGCGAAGUGAAUUGCCUCAAGCAGUACUAUCCAUUUCGACCAUUCAUAUUAACCCUAGUAUUAAAAUAAAAAAAAUUGAAUCGAGAAAUUAUUGUUUGGAAAAAUUCGCGAACCAGUAGUAGUAGGUCGCUUUGUCUCGGAGUGGCGCGGGCGCCUUGCACUCGGAGCGGCGCGGGCACUUGCACCGAGAGCGGCGCGGGCCCCGGCACUCAGAGCGGCGCGGGCACCUGCACUCAGAGCACUUGCGUAUUCGCCGCCUACUACUAAUGUUUCUCACAGAUUCGAGUUUGUGUCGAAAUAUUUUUUUUAUCAAAUAAAGUACUUAGUUUUCCAAAA
Maniola jurtina (meadow brown) is the source of this 2437-nucleotide messenger RNA. RefSeq names its product nuclear pore complex protein Nup58 (gene Nup58). Gene Ontology annotation, biological process: nucleocytoplasmic transport. NCBI's taxonomy places the organism in Eukaryota, Metazoa, Arthropoda, Insecta, Lepidoptera, Nymphalidae. Gene Ontology annotation, molecular function: structural constituent of nuclear pore. The transcript has 13 exons. The coding region runs from base 202 to 1893 and encodes 563 amino acids. Gene Ontology annotation, cellular component: nuclear pore. The record is from RefSeq and is a predicted model, not a curated record.